Messenger RNA from Odobenus rosmarus divergens (Pacific walrus), 2214 nucleotides. RefSeq names its product G protein-coupled receptor, family C, group 5, member C (gene GPRC5C). The transcript is spliced from 5 exons. Gene Ontology annotation, biological process: G protein-coupled receptor signaling pathway. The record is from RefSeq and is a predicted model, not a curated record. Gene Ontology annotation, molecular function: protein kinase activator activity; G protein-coupled receptor activity. Gene Ontology annotation, cellular component: extracellular exosome; intracellular membrane-bounded organelle; signaling receptor complex. Bases 521 to 1846 code for a protein of 441 amino acids. Lineage: Eukaryota; Metazoa; Chordata; Mammalia; Carnivora; Odobenidae.
CACGCCCCCCCGCCCGCCCCGCCGCCGGCUGGCUCCGACCGCGCGCUGCUGGCGAUCCCCCAGGCAACUCGGCGUCACGAGAACCAGCACCCCGGAGACCCGGCGCCCUGCCCUCCCUCCGCGUCCCCUGGGCCCCGGCCAGGCCCAACAACCUCUCCCUUCCCGCCCAGAGCAGCGAACUGUGCCCGGCGUGUGUCCCUCACGGGAGAGCCAGGACGAAGGUGACGAAGGCUCGGUGAGACGCACCAAGGUGGCCCCCGCGCGUGUUCGUGUGUGUGCGCUGGGACAUGCGGGGCAGGAGAGGUUGCCCCCAAACCGCUCUCCGGAGGGAAAGCCGAAUCGUGAAAGUGAGUGCGCGUGAGUGCGCGUGAGUGCGCGCGCCCGCGUGCGGGGGCGUGGCAGUAAACAGCAACAACACUCUGGCCAGCUCCGCCAGAAACUCCGAGCUCCCUCCGCGACCGGAAAGUGCGCCUAGCCGGAGCCUGGAGGGACCCAGCCGGAGCCUGGCCUGGGAGCCAGCAUGGCCAUCCCCAAAGCCUUGCUGACGUGCCUGGGGCUGCCUGUCUUCCUAAUCGCAGGCGCCCAGGCCCAGAACCACGUGCCACCUGGCUGCAGCCCGGACCUCAACCCCCUGUACUACAACCUGUGUGACCGUUCCGGGGCCUGGGGCAUCAUUUUGGAGGCAGUGGCUGGGGCGGGAGUUGUCACUGCUUUUGUCCUCACCAUCAUCCUUGUGGCCAGCCUCCCCUUUGUGCAGGACACCAAGAAGCGGAGCCUCCUGGGGACCCAGGUCUUCUUCCUGCUGGGGACCCUGGGCCUCUUCUGCCUUGUCUUUGCCUGCGUGGUGAAGCCUGACUUCUCCACCUGUGCCUCUCGGCGCUUCCUCUUUGGAGUCCUGUUCGCCAUCUGCUUCUCCUGCCUGGUGGCGCAUGUCUUUGCCCUCAACUUUCUGGCGCGGAAGAACCAUGGGCCACGGGGCUGGCUGAUCUUCACAGUGGCGCUGCUGCUGACCCUCGUGGAGGUGAUCAUCAACACCGAGUGGCUGAUCAUCACGCUGGUCCGUGGCGGCGGCGAGGGUGGCCCUCUGGGCAAUGACAGUGCCGCCUGGGCCACGGCCUCCCCCUGCGCCAUUGCCAACAUGGACUUCGUCAUGGCGCUCAUCUACGUCAUGCUUCUGCUGCUGUGUGCCUUCACGGGGGCCUGGCCUGCCCUGUGUGGCCGCUUCAAGCGCUGGCGGAAGCACGGGGUCUUUGUGCUGCUCACCACGGCCACCUCCAUUGCCAUAUGGGUGGUGUGGAUUGUCAUGUACACGUACGGCAACAAACAGCACAACAGCCCCACCUGGGAUGACCCCACGCUGGCCAUCGCCCUCGCCGCCAACGCCUGGGCCUUUGUCCUCUUCUACGUCAUCCCGGAGGUCUCCCAGGUGACCAAGGCCAGCCCAGAGCAGAGCUACCAGGGGGACAUGUACCCCACCCGCGGCGUUGGCUACGAGACCAUCCUGAAAGAGCAGAAGGGCCAGAGCAUGUUUGUGGAGAACAAGGCGUUUUCCAUGGACGAGCCAGCCUCAGCUAAGAGACCGGUGUCACCAUAUAGUGGGUACAACGGGCAGCUGCUGACCAGUGUGUACCAGCCCACCGAGAUGGCCCUGAUGCACAAAGGCCCGUCUGAAGGAGCUUACGACGUCAUCCUCCCACGAGCCACCGCCAACAGCCAGGUGAUGGGCAGUGCCAACUCCACCCUGAGGGCCGAAGACAUGUAUGCGGCCCAGAGCCACCGGGCCACCACACCGCCGAGAGACAGCAAGAACUCCCAGGUCUUUAGAAACCCCUACGUGUGGGAUUGAGUCGGCGGUCAGGAGGAGGCAGGCAGAUUUCGGGAAGGCCCCCUUGGGACAUGGCCUGGGUGAGGAGCCCCUGGCUCUCCUACUGCCCCUGCCCCCUCCGUGGCUCAGGGCAACUGUGCCUUGGAGCCAGGAAGGCCAUCCCUGUCUGCCAAUGUCUGUGUGGGUGUCCCAGGGGCCCCCUACUCGCGCCUCAGUGUUUGUGGAGCUUCGUGCUCCAGCCAGAUAGUGUUCUUCUUGGGGUGGUGGCCGGUCAGUGCCAACAUUUUCUGGAGUCUUAAGAGAGAUUCCUGCAACCUCGAGAGAUUUCUCAGGCGCGUCUGUCCUGGGUCUUGCUCCUCUAUGAGGAGCAAGAGUGCCUAAUAAACACG